Messenger RNA from Brassica napus (rape), 1640 nucleotides. Its product is annotated as transcription factor FAMA. The transcript is spliced from 5 exons. Bases 281 to 1474 code for a protein of 397 amino acids. Gene Ontology annotation, cellular component: nucleus. The record is from RefSeq and is a predicted model, not a curated record. NCBI's taxonomy places the organism in Eukaryota, Viridiplantae, Streptophyta, Magnoliopsida, Brassicales, Brassicaceae. Gene Ontology annotation, biological process: stomatal complex development; positive regulation of DNA-templated transcription; guard cell differentiation. Gene Ontology annotation, molecular function: DNA-binding transcription factor activity; protein dimerization activity.
AACAAACUAAUGAGGAUAUACGUAUAUUUAGGAUUUCUUAAUACCUCUUGCUAUACCAUAUGUACGCAUAUGUUGAUCCUCUCUCUUUGUAUUAUGUAUAUAUAUAUGCGUGUGUGUAUAUAUAUAUAUAUGAGAGCUUGGUAGGGGUUGCUCAACCGUGACGUCUCAUUAUACAUAUUUCUUGUCCAUCUUCUGCUACUUUUGCAUGUCUUUUAUUCAUCUCUCGUAAACCCUAGUAAAUCAUACAAGGCCAAGAAGCUCUGUGAUCAAGUACGAAGCAAUGGAUAAAGAUUACUCGGCACCGAACUUCUUAGGUGAAUCCUCAGGCGGUAACGACGAUAACAACUCCGGUAUGAUAGACUAUAUGUUCAACAGAAACCUUCAACAACAAAAGCAAUCGAUGCCGCAGCAGCAUCAACUGUCUCCUUCAGGCUUUGGAGCAACGACACCUACUUUUGAUAAAAUGAGCUUCGCAGACGUGAUGCAGUUUGCAGACUUUGGUCCGAAACUGGCGUUAAACCAGACCAGAAACCAAGACGAUCAAGAAACCGGGUUGGACCCGGUUUAUUUCUUGAAGUUUCCAGUCUUGAAUGAUAAGAUAGAGGACCAUAACCAAACCCAUAAUCUCAUGUCUCAAGAAGGAGGUGAGUGUGAAGGAAACAUAGGCAACGUGUUUCUUGAAGAAAAGGAGAAUCAAGAAGACGAAAACGAUAACAACUCGGUGCAACUCCGUUUUAUUGGAGGAGAAGAAGGAGACAGAGAGAACAAGAAUGAUACGACAAAGGAGGUGAAGAGCAAGAGGAAGAGAGCAAGAACAAGCAAGACCAGCGAAGAAGUAGAAAGCCAACGAAUGACUCAUAUCGCGGUCGAGAGGAACCGUAGAAAGCAAAUGAACGAGCAUCUUCGUGUCCUCAGGUCACUUAUGCCUGGAUCCUACGUUCAAAGGGGAGAUCAAGCGUCGAUCAUAGGUGGAGCAAUAGAGUUUGUGAGAGAGCUGGAGCAACUCCUACAAUGCCUGGAGUCACAAAAGCGUCGGAGAAUCCUCGGAGAAACCGGUAAUAGGCAAAUUGGGGACAUGACCACGACAAUGACUUCUUCUUCACCAAUAACUUCGGUUGCUAACCCACUAAUUAGUACCGGCAAUGUAACUGAACUAGAGGGUGGAGGAGGAGGGAUCCGGGAAGAAACAGCGGAGAACAAGUCGUGCUUGGCUGAUGUGGAGGUGAAGCUGCUAGGGUUUGACGCUAUGAUCAAGAUACUUUCAAGAAGAAGACCAGGACAACUGAUUAAGACUAUUGCUGCUUUGGAGGAUCUUCAUCUCUCUAUCCUUCACACUAACAUCACUACCAUGGAACAAACUGUCCUCUAUUCCUUCAAUGUCAAGAUUACAAGUGAGACGAGGUUUACUGCAGAAGACAUUGCAAGUUCCAUCCAAGAGAUAUUUAGUUUUAUUCAUGCAAAUACUACCAUGUAAUAAUUUUUAUAUUUCUCCUGUCGUUUCCGUUAAAGGUACUUUUCAUAAGCUUAUGUUGGUGUCUUAAAAACAGACGUCUAUGUUUGUUCCAUUUUAGAUUUUACAUGUCCUUUUGUUUUGUUUAUUUUUUUACCUUUUAGAUGCAAUAUUUUUUUUUCGUUUGCUA